GCUAAAACAUUUGGAAAUCAGUUAAGAAUGUUUAAUAUAUCAUGGUUGCAAAGAUGGUCUUGGUUAGCAUUUUCAAAUAUUGAAAAAGGAGCAUUUUGUAAAUACUGUGUGUUAUUCUACAAAAAUGAAUAUGCUGGGAAAGGCAUGCAUUCUUCACCUACAUCUUUAGUCACUCAACCUUUCUGUAAUUGGAAACAUGCCAUUAGGAUCUUCAAUAAUCACCAAAACAAUGAGUAUCACAAGCAAGGAUUAGCUGUUAGAGGUGGACAUGAUUUUGGUGAACUUGGUCUAAAUUCUCCAAUAAAAAAUGAUGGUAACUUUAGAAGCUUAUUACGCUAUCGAAUUCAAAGCGGUGAUAACUUAUUCUUAAAUCACAUACAGGAGUGUAACAAGAAUGCGUCUUAUAUAAGUGCUAAUGUUCAGAAUGAUAUUGUUUCUAUUAUUUCUGAAUAUAUACAGCAUUCUAUUUGUGAUAAAAUACGAAAGGAAAAAUACUUUACAAUAUUGGCUGAUGAGACAACAGAUAUAAGCCAUAUUGAAUAG
Molecule: messenger RNA, 543 nt
Organism: Melanaphis sacchari
Lineage: Eukaryota; Metazoa; Arthropoda; Insecta; Hemiptera; Aphididae
Exons: 2
Source: RefSeq, a predicted model, not a curated record